Messenger RNA from Drosophila sulfurigaster albostrigata, 5166 nucleotides. RefSeq lists its product as uncharacterized. NCBI's taxonomy places the organism in Eukaryota, Metazoa, Arthropoda, Insecta, Diptera, Drosophilidae. The transcript is spliced from 11 exons. The record is from RefSeq and is a predicted model, not a curated record. Bases 168 to 4871 code for a protein of 1567 amino acids.
GCCGCGUUGUUUAUAUGGCAAAGACGGGCUGCGUUCAUCUUCAGUUCGUCCACAUCGGUCAGCACGAUCGGAAUUUUCAAUUGCAAAAUUUGUCAAAAAAAGAACAACAGCUAAACAAAAAAGUUACUGGCGUUUCUUGUGUCAAUUUUUAAAUUAUUCGUUGCAAAAUGGCGCGUGCAGUUCUAUGCAUGCUCGUCGCUUGCAUUUGGUUGCAAUGCGCAUACUCUGCUAAGUUCGAUGCAGAGAAUCGUCGAUUGAUUGUCGAUAUUAACGAUAAAAAGACAACGAAUCAACAAUACUAUUCCUCAAACUUUGACACAAAUGCCUAUCGAUAUGGCUACGAUGUCGGCAAGACUGGAAACUUCCACCACGAGACGCGUGGCCCCGAUGGCGUCACUUACGGCUGUUACGGCCUCAUCGAUCCCUAUCAUCUGCUCCGAGCCACACACUAUGUGGCCGAUGUGCAUGGCUAUCGGACAGUGGAGCCGGAGAAGCCAGUGGAGACCUUCCCGCCCGGUCUGUACAAUGAGACGAACGGCGGACCCUCAGAACCUGGCAUUCUGCUGCAGUGGCACGAACUCUACUUCCCCAUUGGCUGCGGCAAAUUCGAGGGCGGUGCCGUCCAUGAUAUACCCUACUUUGUAGUGGAUGAAAACAAGAACAAGAACAUUGGAACUUCCGGUUCCACGCACUUCGCCUCAAACAUACCCGUGCUCAAGGGUGAGGGAGUGAAGAGUUUGCCCAUCCAUAAGCCCACCGGACCCAAGGGUCUCUUCGAUGUGGAAGGAGGACACACACAUGCCGGACCUGGUGAUCAGGCGCCAUCAUUCCACUCGGUUGCAGCCCUUAGACCGGGCGACAGUGGUGCAGGCAAUAAUGGACAAUACACGCCCGAUCCGAAUCCCUACAAACAUGUUGUAGGCCCCGAGGGAGGUUUCGGCGGCUUUGGUCCCAACGGUGGACCCGUUGGUCCUAAUGGUGGAUUUGGUCCCAAUGGCGGACCUAAUGGUCCUAGUGGAGGCUUUGGCCCCAAUGGACCUAAUGGAGGCUUCGGACCAAAUGGCGGUUUCGGGCCCAAGGGUCCAUCCGGACCUAAUGGCCCUAAUGGACCACCCGGACCUAAGGGACCUCCCGGACCACCUGGACCUCCCGGACCUGUCGGCGCGGGAGGCGGUGCCUCAGGAAAACCGGUAUAUAGGGAUGGCGAUCGCACUGGCAACGGUGCUGGUGGCAACAAUGGUCGUGGCGAUAAUUACGGUCCCGGUGGCGGUGCCGGCGUUGGUGGCGGAGAUCGCAUUGGCACUGGUUCCGGUGGCGGUGUUGGUGGCGGUGAUCGCUACAACACUGGCACUGGUGCCGGCGUUGGCGGUGGCGAUCGCCUUGGCCCUGGUGCCGGUGGCGGUAUUGGCAGUGGAGAUCGUUACAACACAGGUUCCGGAUCGGGUGUUAGCGGUGGAGAUCGCUACAACACUGGUGCCGGCGCUGGCGUCGGUGGCGGUGAUUAUCACCACACUGCCGCUGGUUCUGGUCCCAGUGGUGUCGGCGCUUACCACCCUGGCAGCGGUUCAGGAGCUGGUGCUGGCGGUAACACUGGCCCCGGUCAAGGCUCUGGCUUUGGCGGCGGUAAUGCCAGCGGUCCUAGCGGUGUGGGCGGUGGCAACGCUUACCGUCCUGGCAGUGGUGGCAACACUGGCAACGGUGGUGCCUACCAAGCAGGUAGUGGUGAUGCUUACCGUCCCGGUAGCGGUGGAAACACUGGUGCCGGUAACGGCGGUCGCCCAGGCAGCGGCUUUGGCGGCGGCUCUGGCGCUUACACUGGCAAUCAGCCCACCAACAAUGGCGCCUACACAGAAACCUAUACACAGACCAAUACCGGUUUUCCUGGGGCUGUGCAGUACACACCAGGAAGCGGUAAAUAUAACGGAAAUAGCGGACGCUAUACCGAUGUUCCUAAUGGCAGAUACUAUCAUGAUGAUUCUGGUAAAUAUGUUCACGUUGAAGGCCCAACCGGUCCUCCAGCUCCCCCAUAUGUGCACGUAGUUGGACCCGAAGGCGGUUAUGGAGGUGAGGGCGGCAAUGGAAACGGCGGCGGUACCGGACCUAACGGCCCUGGAGGCCCCAAUGGACCCGGCGGACCAGGCGGCCCAAAGGGACCCAAAGGACCACCCGGCCCUCCCGGACCACCAGGACCACCCGGACCUCCCGGACCCGAUCGUGGAGGACCUAAAGGACCUAAGGGCCCACCAGGACCUCCCGGACCACCUGGCCCAGACCGUCCAGGACCUAAAGGACCUCCCGGACCACCCGGACCCAAUCGCCCAGGACCCAAGGGUCCUCCUGGCCCACCCGGACCCGAUCGUCCCGGACCACCAGGACACGGUGGACAUGCUGACCUGAGCCCACCUGCACCUGGUCCAUUCAGCCCAAAGGAUCCCAGACAUUCGGACAAGGAAACUCCUGGCUAUUUGCCACCAGAUCAACCGGGUAAAAACGCACAAAAGCCCCCAUCUUCCUCACACGUCAUUCAGCCGAAUUCUACACCAACUUUUAAGCCAAAUUAUGUUCAUAACGAUAAUUCAGUGCAUAAGUUUGAAAAGCCAACCACUAAGUCGCCACUAACCUAUAUUCCUCCUUCUUUCCCAAAUACCGCUCCUCCCCGUCAUGUUCCUGUGUAUCCCCAACCUCAACCAAUACAGCCAAAGGUCCCGGCUAUCACUAUUAAUACGGAACGACCAAGCCGUACAACACCAGUAAUUACGGGUAAUUUUGAUUUCCAUAAGACUGUACCACCACAACCUACAGUUGUAGUACAACCCAGACCACAACCUACACAACCCGAACGUCCUAUUAUUACAUUCAAUACACCCAAACCGACUCCCAGAACACCAUCGACUGCUAUACCAGUCUACAAACCAUCGACUCCACGUCCAUUCCAGACGCCGUCGACAUUCAAACCAAUAUACGUACCCGAAACGAUCACGAACUCCGCACCUCAUUACGUACAGCCAAAACCGCAGGCACAGCCACAACCACGACCACAGCCACAACAAAAACCACAACAACCACAACCACGACCACAGCCACAACAAAAACCACAACAACUACCACAAGCACACCCACAACCUUAUCCUCAACCAAAUGUAACACCACGUCCAUCUCCCCCACUCUCCUCCCGCAGCGAAACCUGCGUUUGUAAAAACGAACAGACGCACUCAUUUACCUCCUCCUCCACCACCUCUAACUAUCCCAACCCGAAUCCGGCCUCGGUCGACUUUAACAAACAAUUCACCGGCUUCAAUGGAAACACGAAUUUCGGCAGCUUAACAAAUGCCAUGUCACUGAACCAAAUCCCCGUCGUGCCACAAGCACCUGGCCUGCCCGCCUUCUAUCCACCCGACAAGCUACCCAAGGGUGCUGUGAUCGCGUUCAUGCCAGUGGUUAUCCUGCCCCAGGAAUACUAUACCAACUGCGAGGAGAAUUCUCUACACAUCACUGAAAACAAAUACCAAACUGUUGAUCCUUUCCCGCUGGGCGUGCAGCCUGCUGCCAUCCCGAAUGCCUUCAGUGUGCACUCAAUCUUCUCGGGCGAAUCACCGAGGGAUCAAUGCAUGUGCCCAUGCUCCUGCACACAGAACCUGAACAAAUCGUACAAGAAACGUGAAACUAAUGCUGAGGAUGCUGCUGAGGUUAAAGCCGCUGUAGAACCUGUAGCUGAGGCUACCACUAUUGAGGAAGUCAAGGUUGAAGCACCUGUAGAAGUUAAGGCUGAGGCUCCCAUCGAGACCAAGAUUGAGUCACCUGUUGCUGAAGCUUCUGCUCCCGUUGAGGUCAAGGUUGAAGCACCUGUCACUGCUGAAGAAACCAAGGUUGAGGCUCCAGUUGCUGAAGCUUCCUCUCCAGUGGAAGUGAAAAUUGAAGCACCCGUUGCUGAAGCCAAGGUUGAAGCUCCAGUUGCGGAAGCUUCUUCCCCUGAGGAAGUCAAGGUUGAGGCACCUGUAGCUGAAGUUAAGGCUGAGGCUCCCGUUGCUGAAGCUUCAUCUCCCGUAGAAGUCAAGGUUGAGGCACCCGUUGCCGAAGCUUCCUCGCCUGUGGAGACCAAGGUUGAAGCACCCGUUGCUGAAGCCUCUUCUCCAGUAGAAGUCAAGGUUGAGGCGCCCGUAGCUGAAGUUAAGGCUGAGGCACCCGUUGCUGAAGCUUCAUCUCCCGUAGAAGUCAAGGUUGAGGCACCCGUUGCCGAAGCUUCCUCGCCUGUGGAGACCAAGGUUGAAGCACCCGUUGCUGAAGCCUCCUCUCCAGUAGAAGUCAAGGUUGAGGCACCCGUCGCUGAAGCCAAGGUUGAGACUCCCGUUGCUGAAGCUUCCUCGCCUGUCGAAGUCAAGGUCGAAGCACCCGUAGCUGAAGCCAACGUUGAGACUCCCGUUGCUGAAGCUUCCACCCCUGUUGAAGUCAAGGUUGAGGCACCCGUUGCUGAAGCCAAGGUAGAGUCUCCCGUUGCUGAAGCUUCAACUCCCGUAGAAGUCAAGGUUGAGGCACCCGCUGAAACUAAGGUAGAGGCACCAGUCGCUGAAGCCUCUUCCCCUGAGGAAGUUAAGGUUGAAGCACCCAUUGCUGAUGCCAAGAUUGAGGCUCCAGUUGCUGAAGCGUCCUCUCCUGUGGAAGUCAAAGUAGAAGCACCCGAAGCUGAAGCCAAGGUUGAGACUCCCGUCGCUGAAGCUUCCUCUCCUGUGGAAGUCAAGGUCGAGGCACCCGUUGCUGAAGCCAAGGUUGAGUCUCCCGUUGCUGAAGCUUCAUCUCCCGUGGAAGUUAAGGUAGAGGCACCAGCUACUCUGACGACCGAGAACGAAAAAAUCACCGAAUCGACCUCGAACUAGACAACAACAAUUAGGAACUUCUACAUGAAUUGGACGUCUGGACGUCACUGAAACUGAAAACUCUGCUCUAAGCCCUAGAGCAUCCCCCGCUUUCAACCCGAAUCCCAGCACUGCAAGCACCGCUAAUUCCCAACAGCACAUAAUCCCAGCCCGAAGCUCCUCAACUAACCCAGCUAACACAGCUUAGUCAUAAGUGUUUUUAGUAACGAGAAUACUCUCUCAACCAGGAAAGGAAAAUCAGAAAAUGGAAAGUAAAAAAAAAAAAACGAAAAAUGUUAGAAAAACAAAAAGAAAA